Molecule: messenger RNA, 1593 nt
Organism: Bursaphelenchus xylophilus (pine wood nematode)
Lineage: Eukaryota; Metazoa; Nematoda; Chromadorea; Rhabditida; Aphelenchoididae
Source: the annotation of a GenBank genome assembly
AUGGUGAAAGUUCAACAAAAUCCUGAAGAAAAACCUAAAAAGAAAAGAAAGAAGAAAAAGAAGACGAAGACCAUGGAUGAGAUGAUAGGGAAGUUGGCGGCCUCAAAGAUCGCUAAAAUACGAAUUAGAAGGCAUCGAAAGCACAGAAAAUCCCACAGGAAUAUCUCGGGAUUGAGCAAACUAUUGUUGAGGGCCAGAUUGCGCGAGAAGAUGCUGCAGAACAUCAAAAACGACAACAAACUGACUGCACAGUACCGGCAGAUUAUCCGUCAACGAAAAACUGAGUCGAUUCGGUAAAAUUUUUGCAUCUUCCAGAAAUUUUGUCAUGAUGGCCGAUUUUAUAGAAAGUUGACGGAUUUCUGGAAUUUGUGGAGGGGGAUUACGGUAAAAAAAGUUCAUUUGGUAUUUCAGACAAAACCUUCAACUGCUGAUCCCUUUAACACGAGAUUUAUCGGAUGUAAAACACAGAAUCGUCAGUAAAACAAGGAAUGAUAUUAAUGUAGAGGUGCAGAACACGGUCAACCUCAUUGAUGACGUAAGGAGUUAAAUUAUUAAGCAAUAGUCGACAAUUUGCAUCACUGUUAAUGUUAUCCAUUUAUUUUGAUGGCUUAUGACAUUAUUUUAGGUUUAUGACAGUGUAAAUCGCAUAAAUGUGAGUAUGAAAAACAGCGACUUGGACAUGUUGAAACCAGCUGAAGAUGGGCAAACUGCCAAGGAAUGGAUUGCAAAGCUAUUUUUACUGUUCAAAUCGUUUGAUUUCAAAGAAUUGGGGGAUAAAACAAAGUUUUUACCCGAACUCGAAGAUGCCAUGGAGAAUCGAAAAAAAGAUGACGCCAAGCUGGAAGAGAUCAAGACGGAAGAACAAAGACUUUUGGGACAAAAGAAGUCACUGUUGAUGGAAAUUGAGGACGUAAGAGAUAAAUGAAUUACUCCAGAUAAGAUAAUCCUGUCAUGGAUAAUAUAAUUAUUUGCCCCGGAAAGGUGUGAAAUAUAAUUAAAAAGUAAUUUCAGAACGAGAUCCGAAUGAUUGCCAAGGAGCAGAUACUGAAGGAGCGGAUGGCGGACCAGAAAAAGCUAAUUUCCGGCUUAAAGCGCCAGAUCCAUGACGUCCAGAGGCGGCUGGGAUAUCUGCCGAGCGGGUUUACGUCGCUAAUGCCUACGCCUCUGCUCACACCAGCUCGGAGUCGUUCGUCCAGUCUCAGAAGGCGAUCUUCUCGGAUCUCCGUCCAAUCGGGGCAAUCAGAGCAAAAGACGGGCAGAUCAAGAAGUCAUUCCAAUGUUCUCCAAUCAAAUGCGGCAAGCAGAAGACAGUCUACAGUACCCCAAAAACGUGGAUCAGUGAUUUCUUCAAGGCAAGGGAAAGGUCACACAAAUCAGUCUAGGAGAUCGUCCAAACAGAUCAUUAAAGACGUGAACGAUCCAAAGAAUGAUGACGAAAUUAUUGGUGAUAUUGAUGUAACUCGUGAUGAUCAAGAACGUCCGACCGAUGAUACAACAUCCGUGGAGGUUGUGGAGGCCCCACCAAAGAGCAAGGAGUCAUCGAGGAGAUCAUCUCAUAGUUCAGUACCUGAGAACGACAAGACAGCCGCUUAA